UCUCGAGACCGUAAACAACAUGGCGCGUCACGAACCAGGAGAGUCUUAAAAACAACUCAGGGAAACAGCAGCGCUAAGCUUAUUGAACGUACAGGUAUAUAAACAUAUUUUUUUUGCAAACACUAUUUUCUGCUUAUUUAACGAGGUCUGCAGGAACAAACCAACGGAGUAAAAGAGCUGUCAAAGCGCUGUUACCAUUUAACUGACAAUCAGUCUAUGGGCUCUCAGUCCAGUUCUGGGAUGUCCGGUCGGGGCUCUGGCAACAACCCAGACCAGUCAGAACCAGAAGCCAACCAGAACGCCAAUCAGACGGGUCGCACACAGGCUGAGAGACAGUCAGGAUCUGAAGAGGACGUUGACUUAGCACAAGUUCUGGCGUACUUACUGCGGAGGGGCCAGGUACGUCUGGUCCAUGGAAGUGGAGCAACAGGCCUACAGCUUGUGCAGUCAUAUUCAGACUCUGACGAGGACAGCGAUGGGGCUUGGGAUGGGAGGUUAGGACAUCGAUAUGACCCUCCAGUGGAUGCUCAACCAGACACACAGGAGGUGGAUCGCAGCGAGAUCCACACUCAGAUCCUACUGGCUACUGCUUCCUCUGGCGUAAAGGGCAGACACAGUUUCACACAUAUGCUGGCUGAGCGGGAACAGGGACGAUGUCGUGGGUCAAGUUUCUCUCAUGGAGAGUGCAGCCGUAUUCGUUCACAUUUUUUGCCCAAUCAUGUGGUUUACAAGGACACUUAUCAGCAGAAAGUAUUUUGUGGAGUCUACAGUGAUGAGGGAAAUAUGUUCCUGUCUGCAUGCCAAGACCAGAAUAUCAGGUUAUAUGACACUAGUAGGGGUCGUUUUACUCUGAAGAAGACCGUGAAGGCCAGAGACGUGGGCUGGAGUAUUCUGGAUGUGUGUUUUACGCCUGAUGCACGAUGUGUGCUGUAUUCCAGUUGGUCAGACUACAUCCACGUGUGCAGUGUAGAUGGGGACAAUGAAACGCACACCGCUCUGGACCUCAAUCCUGAUGAACGGAGGUUCUGCGUUUUUUCACUGGCAGCAUCCACAGAUGGAAAAGAAAUCUUAGGCGGUGCAAACGAUGGCUGCCUUUAUGUGUUUGAUCGUGAGCAAAACAAAAGAACUCUAAAGAUUGACGCUCACGAGGAUGAUGUGAACGCAGUGGCAUUUGCAGACAGUUCAUCGCAGCUGCUGUUCUCAGGCAGUGAUGAUGCUCUGUGUAAAGUGUGGGACAGACGAACACUCAGAGAGGACAGACCACAGCCUGUGGGACAUCUGGCUGGACACAGAGAUGGAAUCACCUUCAUACACAGCAAGGGCGAUGCUCGGUACUUGAUCAGCAACUCCAAAGAUCAGACCAUUAAGCUGUGGGACGUGAGGAAGUUUUCACCGAAAGAGGGACUCGCGGCUUCACGACUCGCUGUCACACAACAGAACUGGGAUUAUCGCUGGCAGCAGGUUCCCCAGAGAGCACUGAAGAGGCAUAAGCUGACCGGUGACACCUCUGUGAUGACCUACAGGGGUCACGGGGUUCUGCACACGCUCAUCCGCUGCCGAUUCUCCCCUGAAUUCAGCACUGGACAGAAGUUUAUUUACACAGGCUGUUCAACGGGCAAAAUAGUCAUCUAUGAUGUGUUGACGGGAAGCGUUGUGUGCAAAUUGUCUAAUCAUGAUGCUUGUGUGAGGGACGUCAGCUGGCACCCGUAUAACAACAACAUGGUCAGCAGUUCGUGGGAUGGUGCCAUUCGUUUGUGGGAACACACACAGAACCACCUUCUGGACAAGGACAGAGAGAGGAUGAAUGUGGAUGUGGUGGAGAUGAAAAGAAAAGGCUAUUGAUGAUGUCAGAGGUAGAUGGUGUCAUAACUGGAGGAAUGGGAUAUUCGAGGGAUACUAUAAAAAGAGAACAAAUGUUGUGCAGAGAAUUACAUUGCUGUAGUGUUAGGCAAGAUCUUCAAGUGCUGUCUGUUUGAUUCCACUUUGCUCUGGCAGUAAAAAAAAAAACAUAAUUAAACUAAAAGGAUCGGUGACAUUUAGUUAAUGGACACAAGCUGGUUUGAUUUCUCUUUUACGCCUACUGUUACACCUCACUUUCAGCUCUGAGGUGAAUCUUAAAAUGCAGGUUUAAGCUUAAGCGAAAGACUUUUGAGUGUCUCUGCAUGAUUUCAGACAGGCACAAUACAACUGCUUUGCUUGAAAUAAAUACUGUAACAGUGUUGCUUUUCUAAAAAGAAGAAAGAAGCAAUACUUGUAUAAUGAAAUGCAGCAGAAAUAAGUUAGACAUAAAGAACAUGUUUCAAAGGAUUCCGGGAAUAAUUCUAAAUAUUGUAAAAUAUUUUAUUGAUAUUAAUGUCCAGGAUUUUGAUUUUGUAGCUCAAUGUAUAAAAUCUUUUUCUUUGUUAAAAGUUCGGAUGUUGAGUGAGUGAGUGAGUGAGUGAGUGAGUGAGUGAGGAGAUGUAGUCGUGGGUUUAUGGGUGUGGGUGAGAGUUUCUUUAUGUGUGUGUGCAAAUGUGUUUCUGUUGAUAUAAAAGUUUGAUUUUUGUCUGAUUUAAGUGCAUUUAGAAUUCACUGAAACACUCAUAAAUUUGUUUUACAAGAAUAAUUAAACUUAUGUGCACAACUUUGAA
Molecule: messenger RNA, 2630 nt
Organism: Danio aesculapii
Lineage: Eukaryota; Metazoa; Chordata; Actinopteri; Cypriniformes; Danionidae
Gene: dcaf11
Product: ddb1 and cul4 associated factor 11
Exons: 15
Coding region: 217-1842 (541 amino acids)
Biological process (GO): proteasome-mediated ubiquitin-dependent protein catabolic process
Cellular component (GO): Cul4-RING E3 ubiquitin ligase complex
Molecular function (GO): protein binding
Source: RefSeq, a predicted model, not a curated record